AUGAAGACCAACGAGGCCCUCCUUGCCCUGCUUCACUCCGCAACAGCAGCAUCUAUUCCCUUAGUUUCCCCUAGAGGCACCGAGAUUGUUGGCGGCCAGCCUGGUAAGAUUGAAGACUUUGCAUACCAAGCACAUCUCUACAACGACGGAGCAAACGGCUGCGCUGGCACCAUCAUUAGCAAUCGUCACGUCGUCUCCAAGCGUCUUGAAAUCCCCGUCUAUGACGACGCAAAUGUAGACUACGAUGUCACUGUCCUCGUGCUGAACAGGGAUAUCAAGUUCAGCUCGACAGUCAAGGCCAUCAAUGUGGCAAGCAAGGCUCCUGCUGCGGACACAACGGCCGUCGUCUCUGGCUGGGGUGUGCUCACAGAGGCAGAGGAUAAGGACCCCCAGCCUCACGAACUGAGAUAUGUCAAUAUCCCCAUUGUGGACCACGCCGAGUGCCAGAAGGACUACGGCAACAACCCCGACAGGACGGAGCAAAUCACACCUCGAAUGAUCUGCGCAGGUGUCAAGGAGGGAGGCAAAGACUCGUGCCAGGCCGACAGUGGCGGUCCACUUGUUGCUAACAAUACUCUUGUCGGUAUUGUUUCGUUUGGUCAGGGAUGCGGCCGACCUAACUAUCCUGGCGUCUACACUGACGUUUCGGAGCCAACUGUCCACAAGUUUAUCAUGGACAGUCUCAAAAUCACCUCGUGA
[Torrubiella] hemipterigena is the source of this 699-nucleotide messenger RNA. The record is from the annotation of a GenBank genome assembly. NCBI's taxonomy places the organism in Eukaryota, Fungi, Ascomycota, Sordariomycetes, Hypocreales, Clavicipitaceae.